Molecule: messenger RNA, 2466 nt
Organism: Mycotypha africana
Lineage: Eukaryota; Fungi; Mucoromycota; Mucoromycetes; Mucorales; Mycotyphaceae
Exons: 6
Coding region: 158-1975 (605 amino acids)
Biological process (GO): Golgi to plasma membrane protein transport
Cellular component (GO): trans-Golgi network
Source: RefSeq, a predicted model, not a curated record
GGCCAAAAAAAAAUAAUCAUACUGUCCAUAAAUUUCGCACAUGUUAUCUACAACAAUAUUAGCAUCUUUCUUUAUGAUUUAUCAUUGAUAGUCUCUUAAAUAUACCCUUUAAACAUCUUUUGCAUUUGAUACAAUCACAACAUUUACUAAUACGCUAAUGACAGACUCAGCGGUACCAUCACCUUCAAAGCCAGCACAUCAUCGAAUAUCCAAACGGAUAGAAUUAGACAUUGUUCCUGGAAAGAGCUUGGGUCCUUUUUGCUUAGGAUCAUCGCUAUGGGAUGUGAUUCAUUUCCUAUCCGAACGAUCUCAACUUUUUCCUACUGUCGAGCUACAAUAUAGUCAGGAGGAGCCUUUGAAAUUCGACUUUAUAAUUACACUUCCUGUCAAUGGGCUGCAUUUACGAUUUGAUGGCUCAUUGCAGCGAUUACGAUCGAUUGAAUGCUACGACCCUAACAAAGUAAAGCUAGUGUAUCAACACAGCGAAGUAAGUUCAAGUAGGACAAUACCGACUUUUUUGUUGAUCUAUAAAUCUUUUGGACCAACCUAUCCAGGCGAAUACGAAGCAAAACAAAGCAUAUACACUCUCAAAUAUCCAGGUCUUGCUUUUACCUUUCCUAUACCCUUAAGACACCAGCAUCUUUAUAAAGCAGCUAACGAUACCAGCAAUAAAACAACAACCGCUGAUUUACCUUUGGAAUUACCUGAUGGAACGACACCAAUUGCUUCUAAAGUAAUUGUAUAUAGUAGUCAGUGUUAUACAUGGCAACAAUCGGUUAUUCCUGCUUCUCAUUUAUCGAAAAUUAUCGCGGAAUCAAACGUAAUGUCUACAUCAGCCACACUGAGAAGCUUCAUUAAGAAUUAUGGAAAAGUCGGCAGAAGAGAAGUUGAGAAGGUAAUUGUCAAGCCUACAGUGGGUAUUACACUGGUAUUUCCAACCGUGGGUCAUUCUUCAACGGAUAGCGGAGUAGGAGUCGAACAUACUGAGUCACCAACAUCAAUAUUACUAUCAUCGUUAGCGGCAGCAACGUUAUCUCCAACAACACAACAACAUUCUCGUCAAACAAGUGGAACCAGUACUACUCAAACUAUUAACAGCAUCAGUAGCAAUAAUCAUAUCCUACAGCAAUUUGUUCAUGUUGAUUUAAACCAAACCAGUGUACAAGAUAUUCUAGUCGAUCUAGGUAAACCUAGUAAAAUUUUCUACAAGGAAGAGGACAAAAUGAAGAUACAUUCUGUGAAAAAUAUGAACGAUACUAUGAAUACUUCUACUGCAGAUAAAGCAACUGCAAACAACAGAAACAGUAACGGCAGUAAAAAUGAUACAAUCAUGGAUGAUAAUAAUAUCAACCAAUUGGAGAAUAGUAGCAGCAACAAUGGCAACAACAAUGAUGUCAACAACACUAGCAGUAGCAGCAAUAGUAUUAGUGAUGACAAUCAAUCAUAUCACACCGAUUACUUUCUCAAUUAUUUCCAUUUCGGAAUCGAUAUAUUGAUUGAUGGAGGGUCGCAUGUCUGUAAAAAAAUCGUUUUGCACGGAAAUAUACCGGGACAUUAUGAUUUCCAAAGAUAUAAAAGAUGUCCUUUUCAAUUAACGUUUCCUAAAAGUAUAAUUAAGCAGUUUAUAAAGAAAGAAGACCGAAAUACAAAAAAGAACCAAUUGGUGGACAUACUAGACGAUGAAGAUAAUGACUAUUUACAAUACGUUAUCACUGCUGAUAUGAAGGUCACUGAUAUGAAAAAACGUAUUCCUUGGGACCCAGUAUUUGCUCCGACAUUGACGACGGCUGAUACGUCUAACAGCAAUAAGGAAGCAGCAGAAUCAACAACAAUUAUAGAGCAGAGACCAGUCAUUCUGACUCGUGGUUCAAGUGAACAAAAUCCAUUUGGAUCGACACAUUUAACCGGUUAUGAUGAGGGCAUUAUACUGGAAGUAAUGAAGAAUGGGUAUAUUCCAACCGUUGUAUUGUUCUAGUGGUUGCUGUUAUUGGAUAGUGCUAGUUCUUUCAUUUUUUUCCAUAUAAAAGGUUCUAGCUUUGCAUCCGUUGGGUUAUGUUCAAUGUCUAAAUUCAGCCAUAUUCUUUUAUAAGCUUCAAAUAUUGAAUUCUUGCUAUUAGUAACGUUAUUUGUUGUAGUAUCAGUUGGAGCAAAUGCUGUGGGCUGAGAAAAUGAAUGGAAUAAUUGUUUAUCUAAUGAAGAAGUUGAAGAUGGGGAUGGCUUGAAUGCUUUUUUUUCGGGCUCUUCAAGUGAUUCAGUUAACUCAUUAUCAUUUAGUAUUUGUGAACGUCUUCUUUUUUUGGUCAGCAGUAAGGGCUCUGUUGGUAUUGAUUGCGCAUAAGUGGUUUUGUAUAAAUUAUUAUCUUCAACAUUCUUAAUAGCACUAGUUUCUAUGGUACCAUAAACGAAAUUAUUCAUUACAAUAGAAAAAAAAAAAGAGCUGCUUUUCGGUAUCUAACGUGUAAGGAA